AAAAAACUUAGCUCCGUGCAAGAUCUCGAAAGCUGAUGACAUAAGAGGGAGCGGGUAACGAUUAACUAGAAUGUCAUUCAGACCUUGGUAAUCAAUGCAGGGGCGCAAGGAACCGUCCUUCUUCUGAACAAAAAAAAACCCCGCCCGGCGGGAGAGGAGGAGGGAACAAUAGUACCGGCAUCGAGAGCUACAGAUAAAUAAUCCUCGAGAGCCUGACGUUCGGGAGCCGACAGCGCGUAAAGUCUUCCCCGGGGGGGAGUGGUUCCUGGAUGAAGUUCGAUACUACAAUCAUAUGAACGAUGCGGAGGAAGAGAAGUGGCCCGGGACCGACAGAACACCGUCCGCAGAUUGUGAUACUCCUCCGGCACCCCCGACAAAUCACCAGGCUCAUCCUGAAAAACAGAGACAGAGGACACAGGGGGAACAGCAGACAUUAAACAUUUCACAUGACAAGAGACAUUCCACGAAAGGAUAGUAUUCUUAGACCAAUUAAUAGAGGGAUUAUGUUGAACUAGCCAGGGAUGGCCUAAAACAAUGGGGGCGAAAGGGGACUGAAAAAUAAAAAAGAAAUGGUCUCGCUAUGAUUACCGGAGACAGUGAGGGUCAAAGGUAACGUCUCACGCUGAAUCUUGGGGAGGGAACUACCGUCCAAGGCAAACAGGGCCGUGGACUUCCUUAAGUCCAUGAGGGGGAUACCAUGUUCCCGAGCCCAGGUCUCGUCCAUGAAACAGCCCUCCGCCCCAGAGUCAAUCAAAGCCCUGCAGGUGGCAGAAGAGCCGGCCCAGCGAAGAUGGACGGGAAAGGUGGUGCAAGACCUUGAAGGAGAGACCAGAGUAGUAGCGCUCACCAGUAGCUCUCCUCUUACUGGCAAGCUCUGGCUUUUACCGGGCAGGAGGUAACGAAGUGAGUGGCAGAACCGCAAUAGAGGCAGAGACGGUGGAUGAUUCUCCGCUCCUUCUCCUUAGCCGAAAUGCGGAUGCCCCCCAGCUGCAUGGGCUCAGAAACCAAGGUGGUAGGGGAGGGUGGUAGUGCAGCGGAGAGGGGUGCGAAGGAAGAUGUGGACUCCUGGUCACGAACACGGCGACGGCGAUCGAACCGUCUCUCUCUAUACGGAUGGCGAGCUCUAUCACGGAAUCCAUGCUGGAGGGAACCUCUCUGGAAAGAAUCUCGUCCUUAACCUCCGAGCAAAGACCAUCCAAAAAACGGGCGAGCAGUGCCGGCUCGUUCCAGUCACAGGAGGCUGCAAGAGUACGGAACUCAUUGGAAUAGUCAGUGAUAGACCGCUUACCCUGACGCAAAGAUGAUAGGACCCGGGAUGCCUCUUCACCAAAAACAGAGCGGUCAAAAACCUGUAUCAUCUCCUCCUUGAAAUCCUGAUAACAGUUAGUACAGUCAGCCUCCGCCUCCCAGAUGGUCGUUCCCCACUCUUGAGCCCGUCCAGAAAGGAGAGAAACAAUGUAGGCGAUACGGGCUCUGUUCUGGGAAUAAGUAGUGGGCUGGAGAGAGAAAACCACGUCACACUGGAUGAGAAACGCACGGCAUUCAGAGGGCUCACCGGCAUAGCACGGCGGGUUAUUGAUCCUGGGUUCCGGAGGCUCGGGGGUCCUGGAAGUGGCCGGUGACUCAGGGCGAAGAAGAAGUAUCUGUCUCGAGAGUUCGGAGACCUGAGCAGCCAGGCUCUCAACGGCGUGCUGCGCCGCAGACAGCUCUGCCCAACAUCGCUCCCUGGAGCUCGACGGCUGACUGGAGUGAGACCGGGUUCGCUGGGUCCAUCUUGGUCGGAUUCUUCUGUUGUGUAGGUGAUAUUUUCAGCUUGUGAGUUAGGUGUGUUCGACGUUCUCCUCCAGUCCCAAAAGCCCAUGAGUUCAGGUGAGGUGGCACAGAAACUUACGGCCAAUGAAGGUGGCAUAGAGCGAUUAUUGGAUGUGCUGGUUGCCAUAGAGAUUGUAGAGGUGGAACAGUUACAUGGGACAGCUUAUUACAGCAGUACAGAUGUUGCUAAUCUAUACCUGGCCAAAUCCAGCCCCAAAUCUCUACACAAUUUGAUCAUGUAUUAUUCUCAGACCAUCUACCCUCUCUGGAACAAUCUGGUAGAUGCCGUAAGGGAAGGAAAGAACCAAAAUGAGAGAACCUUUGGCCUCCCAUCUGAAGAGAUUUUCUCCGCCAUAUACAGGUCAGAAGAAGAGAUGCUGAAGUUCAUGGGUCUGAUGAACUCUACGUGGGUCAUUGAUGGCCAUGACAUAGUGACAGCAUUUGAUCUUUCCUGCUUUAAGUCUAUUAUAGAUCUGGGUGGUGAGUAUGAAUGCAGUUUAUACCUUGGUACUCUUACUACAAGAGACAGCUGUCCCAUUCUAAGGCAUGUUAAUUUGAGACUGUUUGCAGGUUGCUCUGGUGCAUUAGCACGUGAGCUGGCAAAAGAGUAUCCUUCCUCCACUGUCACAGUUCUAGAUCUCCCAAAUGUGGUCCAAACUGCUCAGCGACAUUUCGUCCAGCAAGAUGACACCGUUCAGUUUCAAGAGGGGGACUUCUUUGAAGGAGAAAUCCCUACUGCAGAUCUGUUUAUUCUGGCUCGGAUCAUUCAUGAUUGGAAAGAGGAAAAAAAUCUCAAGCUACUGAAGAAGGUUCAUACAGCAUGUCAUCCAGGUGGAGGCAUUCUGAUAGUGGAGGCAAUGUUGUUUGAGAACCGGCGGGGUCCAACUAUGGCCCAGAUUUUCUCUCUGAACAUGCUGGUCCAGACAGAAGGGAAGGAGCAUCCUCCAUCUCAUUACACACGUCUGCUCACUGAGGCGGGAUUCAGGGACGCGCAGGUCUGUCGGACUGGAAAAUCGUACGAUGCUAUCCUGGCACUCAAAUGAACUCCCAUUGAACCCCUUUCAGUAAUCAGACCCCUUCUGCCUUAUCUCCAGACCUGUUGUGAUCAGACACUUGUCAGUAAUCAUGCGUAUGUCUAACAUCUGUUGCUCCACCAUAGCCUAGUUUUAGGUCUCCUGUCCAAUCAUAAAGCAGUAUUUUUACAACAUAGACUGAGCCAAGUCCUGAACAUUUCUUCCAAAAGUCUCUUACUUUAGUAGUGGAUUAGGUCUAGCUAUUUGUGAACCUGGCCCUUGAGGCCUACAGAAGUGGUCUGAGAGGGAGUGGGUUGAGGAGUGCUUUUGGAUUGGCUAGCAAUGUGUGAAAAAUAGGCUCCUCCCUCCAUUCUGUCCAUUGUACAGUACACCCAUGCACUGCUGUCUUGUUGACACAUGGUUAAGUGUGACCUCUAUUGGUGAUUUUCUGCACUAACACACACAAAAUAAUAGUUCUUCUGAUGUACCAAACACCCAGAAAUACAAUUCUGUUAGUUGAUUUUUUAUUCAUACACAGAACUUCCAUUGAAGGUCUACAUAUAUCAGUUCCUGACUUAACUGCUGACCCAUUUCUGCCUCACUUCAUUUCAAUAGUAUGAAACAGGGCCAUACAGAAGUACUAAGUUGUUGUUUUUUGUCUAACAUUAUUAACCAUCUCCAGGAUAAAUGGAAGUUCUCUUGACAGUUGUCAAUUGCUUGUAAAGAUGCAGAUGCAUUGUUUUUUUUUUAAUCUUUAGUUUGAGUACAAGUACUUUUUCUAGUGAAAACAUGCCACACCCUUGACCUUUGGCCACGCAUUUAUUUUUGUCCUGGAAUAACAUACUAAUAAAUGGAAAGGAAACAAUGAACAAUGCUUUUAGUUGCUAAGUAAUUCCAAGCAUUUAGCAGCUUGUAUAGCCUACACUUUCAGCAAUGUUCAAAAUGUUCAUGGCACACCUCACCUACUAAAAAUUUCAAAUAAACAACUCAAAUGCAUUGACAUGCUUUGUAGCUGACAUUUGUUAAUUAUGAAUAUUUAAAAUGUAAUACAUAUUUAAAUCUUAUACUUCUACAUUGGAUUAAUGAAAUAGUAAUUAGCCGUCAUUUAUACAGGUUUCUUAUGAAUAUUAAAUCAUGAAUACAGAGGUGUGUUCAAUCAGGCUGAGCUCUUCAAAGGCUCCCUGAAAUCUCCAAACAUGACAUAAGUUGGUUAUAAUGAAAAAGAUGACAUAUAAGCCAUGAUGAGAUGUUAGGGAUGGGUGAUACCACUUAUUUUCUUUUCGAUCCGAUACCAGUAAUUUAAAGUCCAAUAUCGUCAAUACCAAUAACAAUAUUUCUGUUAAAUUAUUAAUUAUUUUGUUUGUGAUUUCUUGGGAUUUAAUUGGUUAUUUAAUUUUUUUGGUCAGAAUUCAAGUCAUUAUUAUUAUUAUUUUUAUUUUUACAUGUGUGAGCCUAAACAGAAAAUUAUUAGACUUCUGUUUUGUUUACCCUUACAAAAAUUAACCAUGGUUUCACUACAGUAACUAUAGUUUAACCAUGGUAUUUAUCUAAACACAGUUUUUAUUAAGAAUAUGAUAUCUAAAUAUGACAUUUAUAAGAAAUGUCACAUUUAGAUAUGUUAUUUUAGUGUAAAUUUACUACAGAAGCUGUUUCUCUGAUUUUCUAUCAUUACCUCUACAAGGCACUGAUCACUCUUCUGCAUGCCUUUCACCUGCAUGUUAAAAUUAGUGGAGGAAGAAAUAGCUCCCAUCCUGCACAAGUAUUUGCUAAAAGAUUUAUCCUUUUUAUUUCACUUUCAAACUUAUGAUUAUUGUUCAUGUUCGUGGUAACCAAAUUAUAAUAUCUCUAGUUUAAAAAAAAUACUAGAAUCAAUAUUUUUGUGUGAGGAUCUAUAUUUUUGAUACAGCACCAGUAUCGGAAGUAUCGAUACUUUAAUAUCGAUCCGCCCUUUCCUAUGAGAUGUGCGUGCGUGCUUCCCCUGGUAGCUAGGGCACCCGUUAUUUUCAGAAUUGAAAAUAAUUAGUCUGGAAUUGACUCUUGGAAUCGAUUCCAAAACCAGUCAUUGGAAUCUGAGUCGAUUCCCAAAUAUAACAAAUAUUCCAGACUAAUUAUUUUCAAUUCCGAAAAUAACGGGAGGUAAAGUUAAAUCUCAUAAUAAACAGCUCACAACUAAGCAUUAUUUGCACUAUUUAUAAUAGGAUGAAUGACAUUUACUAUUAAUAGGUCCAUUCUAAACUUAAAUCAGGGCCUAUAUGCAUAUAAUAAAACGCGAUGCUUCAAUCCCAUAAAAUAAAUUUGAGGGAAGUUCGAAGAAGUACCGCAAAUAGUCUUAAAAGCAUAAUUUAAUCUAUAUCGAGUCUGUUACCACUCUCGAGUUCUUGUUUACAAAGAGGUUUAUAUUAGAAUGCACAGUAGGAUUG
Molecule: messenger RNA, 5245 nt
Organism: Xyrauchen texanus (razorback sucker)
Lineage: Eukaryota; Metazoa; Chordata; Actinopteri; Cypriniformes; Catostomidae
Gene: asmt2
Product: acetylserotonin O-methyltransferase 2
Exons: 7
Coding region: 1860-2855 (331 amino acids)
Biological process (GO): methylation; melatonin biosynthetic process
Molecular function (GO): acetylserotonin O-methyltransferase activity
Source: RefSeq, a predicted model, not a curated record